GAAAUACUCCUCUUCCUCUGGGUUUUCCCCUCAUCCCCCUAGUAAAUUAUCUCCUUACCCUCACGUUCUCAAUUUUCUUGCGCCUUGCCAACUAGUCCCACCGUCCCGGCACUGAGUUUAAAUUGACUUGGCAUCGCCCGACUCAUGGCUACAUUCAUCACGCUCAAGAACGGGGAGCAGGUCAAAGUCAACGACCAUGUCUAUUGCUCGCCCGCGUGGUCCGUCCGAGAUGGGACCCCAUACUCUGUGGCGCGCAUCAUGGAGUUCUUGCCCCCCGAAGGCGCCUCGCGCGCAAAGGGCAAGGCCUCACAGCCAACGCGCGUUCGCUUGGCGUGGUACUACCGACCGGGCGACGUCAGCGACCGCCCCGUCGCCGACUCCCGCCUCCUCCUCGCCGCCAUAUUCUCAGAGAUCACCGACGUCUCACAGCUUAGGUCAAAGUGCUUUGUCGUCCACAGGGACAAGAUCACCGACCUCGCGGGUUGGAAGAAGCGCCCGGAUCGGUUUUAUUUCAACCGGCUCUUCGAUCCGUAUAUCAAGAAGGAGUUUGAAGUCAUCCAGUCCGUCGAUGUCAGAAAUUUGCCUGACGACAUCCGGAAGGUCCUUACUACUAGAUACGAAUACGUUGUCGCCGAAAAGGAAAUCGUCCCCGACCUGACCGAUGCGCUACGCAACUGCGAUACAUGCCAGAAAUGGUGCCCACCACCCGAAUGUGUUCGUUGCGAUCGCUGCAAACGCUACUUCCACAUGGGCUGUGUCCAACCCCCACUCAUCGCAAAGCCCACACGCGGCUACGGUUGGACGUGUGCGCCCUGUUCCCGCGCCCACGAAGAAGCCGUCGAGGGUCACGUCGUCGGUCGUCACUCGACACCUACGACUAAACCGAGGUCGAAUGCUCCGCCAGCCAGAGGAAGAGGCAGACCGAGGAAGGACAAGACACUCGCGGAGAAGGAAGAGAUGAUGGAGGUGAAGCAUUUCAAGAUGUGGCCGUUUAGGUAUUUCGGUUUACAUACGGUUGCAGAGGAUACCAUGGACCCAGACGACCUCAUAUUUCCUCGGACGACCACUCGUCUUGGUCCCAAAUACCAAGCUGUCAUCCCGCCUCUCCGCGGCUCUAACGAUCCAGAAACCGACGAACGAGGGGGUGAGAACACAAUCGAAAUCCUGAGCCUCGUGAACCAGAUGUCGGAGAGGCAAGUCGCUGAACUCGAGGCGCGGAAGGCGAAGUUGACUACCAAGCCAGAACUCAGGUCGAGCGUGGACUGGUUGACUGAGGUCAUCAAACGGUUCUCAGAGGCAUAUCUUGCACAGAAAGACCUAACAACCGCCGAUAUCAAUAUGCUAGAUACUUUCCGUCUCGAGAAGUGGAAGUCAGCACCGACGAGGUAUACGGAUCGGGAAUGGGACGAGGAGGAAAAGGCUGCGUUUGAGCACGCCAUCCUUCAACAUGGAGCUGAGCUCCGUCCUGUGCGCGAUGAAGUCGGGACUCGUACCAUCGCCGAAGUCGUCCGGUACUACGGACAUUGGAAGGCUGGCAAAAUCCGCGAAGAACUUUCUCAACGCCGCAAUACCACAUCCAACGCUCCAGCAAUCUCUCACUCCCGAUACUCGGACGAAGAAGGCUCCAUCGUCCGUACUGCGGGCAAGAACUUCAGCUGUGGCGCAUGCCGUACAAAGGACACGACCAAGUGGUGGAAAGCUCCUCGCGGUCUCAGCUCGAGUGUCCUUUGCGAUAACUGUGGGACGAGUUGGAGGAAAUAUGCGGAUCUGAACCCUCUGAGGCCAGUGAGGGAAGAAGCGAUGGCUGCAAAGGCGAAGACGACGGGGGAGAAGAGGGAGGGAACCCCGUUGAGUGCGCCGGCGAAUAAGAGACUCAAGGCCACCAAUUCGGUGAGGUCAAGCCCUGCACCAGCGGCUCCGUCGGCACCUCAGAUGCGCUGUGUGGCAUGCCAUAAGAACGGCCCUGCGAGUAAGGUCGUCAAGUGCCAACAAUGUCAGAUGAAGAUCCAUGCAGGUGCUUGUGGUUUUGUCCCAGAUCCUAGCGUCUCGGAGUGGUACUGCGACUUGUGUCAGAAUGAGAAGGUUGCAGAAGCUUCUCUGAAUACCGAUUGUGUGCUUUGUCCUCGUCCGAAGCGGGACCGAAAGAGCAAAGAAUACUACCCAUUACCCGACACCUUCCUCCGCGCAUGUAAACCAACGGAAGGACAAGGUUGGGCUCACGUCGUGUGUGCUGUCUUCCAUUCCGAGAUUAUGUUCUCGGAUUCUUCACGGCUACGCGUCGUCGAGGGUAUCAGUGCUAUUCCUAGUUAUCGGUGGCAGGCGAAAUGUGGGAUAUGCAAGGAGGCGGGAGGUGCUGUGGUGAAAUGCCACGAUUGCUCGCAGAUGUACCAUGUCUCUUGUGCGUGGAACAGGGGCUGCAAGUUCCAGUUUGAGAUGCAGCCUGUCAAGAACGUUCGGCGCGACCUCGCCACUACUGUCAACUUCAAGGAUGCGACUGGUCAUAUGGUUGCGGUCGUUCGGUGCAAGGAACACUACGACCAGAAACACCAGUACAUUAACCUCUGUGAACAGAAUGAAUUCGGCGAGACCGCGUUGCAGGUCUUCUGUCGGAACUACAAACAAGUUCAAGUCUCACAAUCGCACGCCCUCCUCCGCAAAGCCCAACGGCUCGACGAGAUCCUCCUCAGAAGUAACCCAACACCUGCGCUCAACGGUCACUCCGAAACACACGUCACUCCUCUGUCUUCCUCCACCAACGCGCCUCAGUCUCCCGCUCCUCGAUGCGCGGAAUGCAAGACCUCUCAUACACCUUUCAUGCAUACUGUCGGAUCGAGGUUCAUGUGCCAUCGUUGUUGGUUCGAUAAGGAGCUUCCGACGUACAGGGAGCCACCUAUCGCUCUGCUGUGAUAUCCUAUCCUUUCAUCACUCCUUUAUUUCUCCCUGUGUUGUCGUUUUGUUGUCUUUGUUGCUGGGUUCUCGUUCUCGUUCCUUCUGAUUACAUACAUACGGGGACAUGGCUUGAGGUCGUUAGUCCCGUUUGUAACAUACCGCUCUGAUAUUCAUCGUUUUGC
Stereum hirsutum FP-91666 SS1 is the source of this 3071-nucleotide messenger RNA. RefSeq lists its product as uncharacterized. Gene Ontology annotation, biological process: histone catabolic process. NCBI's taxonomy places the organism in Eukaryota, Fungi, Basidiomycota, Agaricomycetes, Russulales, Stereaceae. Gene Ontology annotation, molecular function: chromatin binding; ubiquitin-protein transferase activity; sequence-specific DNA binding. The transcript has 16 exons. The coding region runs from base 145 to 2907 and encodes 920 amino acids. Gene Ontology annotation, cellular component: Lid2 complex. The record is from RefSeq and is a predicted model, not a curated record.